AUGGAAGACAUAAAACGCUUGCUCAAGGCUAUUCAAAACGAUAUCAACGAGACGAAAGACAGUGUUAAAAAUAGUGAAACAACUCUACUGAAGAAAAUAGAUGAAAAAUUUGAUCACGUACAAGAACAGUUACAAGCACUGGAAAUAACAGUCCAAACACAGGAACGCCGACUAGACUUUCUCGAAAAACAAAUAAGAACCAGAAAUAUCAUAAUUUUUGGCGUAGAAGAAAAAGAACGCAGCUACCAAGACCUUUUAAAAAUAAUACUGGAAAUAUUUAAUUUGAACAUGAAAGUAAAUUGCACAGCUUCAGAAAUUGAAUUCAUGGGCAGAAAGGGUAAAAAAAGUAGUAAAACUAGACCAGUUAUGAUAACACUAACCACACUCGGUAAGAAAAUUGAAAUUUUAAAAAAUAAAAAGUUGCUAGAGAAGACUAACUAUUAUAUCAAAGAAGAUUAUCCACCUAAAGUUCUAGAAAUAAGAAAGGAAUUACAAGAAAAAGUAAAAGUAGAAAAAGAAAAAGGAAACAUAGCAUAUAUCAAAUACGACAAACUUAUUAUCCUCCCACAGAAAGAAAACCGCGAACAAGGAAAAUCUCGCAACAAACGCAACUUAUCUAUAACACCCCCCGAUAAGCAAAACAAACAUACUAAAAAAACGAGUGAAGGUAAUCCAACACAUUUACAGAAAAAGAACACCCUAUCAUCAUAUUGGACUCCUAAGCAAACACCGAAGUCUACGCGUGAUGAAGCUUUCUUCUCUCCAGAGCCAAGUGCAAGCCUUCAUAUGAUAGAGAAAGAUGAAUAG
Maniola jurtina (meadow brown) is the source of this 807-nucleotide messenger RNA. RefSeq lists its product as uncharacterized. The record is from RefSeq and is a predicted model, not a curated record. The coding region runs from base 1 to 807 and encodes 268 amino acids. The transcript has a single exon. Lineage: Eukaryota; Metazoa; Arthropoda; Insecta; Lepidoptera; Nymphalidae.